Messenger RNA from Labrus bergylta (ballan wrasse), 3572 nucleotides. The record is from RefSeq and is a predicted model, not a curated record. Lineage: Eukaryota; Metazoa; Chordata; Actinopteri; Labriformes; Labridae.
UCUGUCUGUCUGUCUGUCUGCCUGUCUGCCUGUCUGUCUGUCUGCCUGUCUGUCUGAUCACUCCAGGCUGCCGCACAUUCACUUCUGAUCAGGAAGAAAAUUUUCAAAGAUGAAGAACAAAGUCAGCAGCACUCAUGUCAGUGUAAAGAGGCGGUCCUGGUCCUGGCAGCAGUACCUUAAUGAACAGAAAGCUGAAGAUGCUCCUCUGUUGCUGUUUACACAGUCCCAGUCCUUUCCCAGUAGGAGAGCAGGUUUUAAAGUUGGGAUGAAGCUGGAGGGAGUCGACCCGCUCCACCCGUCCAUGUUCUGUGUGCUGACAAUCGCAGAGGUGAUAGGCUGUCGGUUACGUCUUCAUAUUGACGGGUACUCGGAGUGCUAUGACUUCUGGGUAAACGCUGACUCCGCCCACAUCAGACCGGCGGGAUGGUGUAAAGACAGCAACCACAAGCUCCACCCACCCAAAGGUCACAGUGAGACACAAUUUGAUUGGCCCAUCUACCUUCAGUCCACCGGCUCUCAUGCUGCCCCGCCCACACUGUUCACCCGUCGCACUGAAAGCUGUGAUUUCUCUGUGGGGAUGAGGUUGGAGGCGGUCGACAGGAAGAACCCUGGACUGGUCUGUGUCGCCUCUGUUGCUGAUGUCAUCGAUGACCAGCUUCGAGUUCAUUUUGACAACUGGGAUGACACAUAUGACUACUGGUGUGACAGCAGCAGUCCUUACAUCCAUCCUGUUGGCUGGUGUGAAGAACAGGGGCGCCCCCUGACUGCUCCACAGGGUACUACACCCGUACAUACAUUCCUCACGCUGUCACACUCUGAACUCUGCAGCAUCACCAUGUGCUCUCUUUGCUCAGGUCAUCCAAGUCCAGAGAACUUCCUGUGGGAGGACUACCUGCAGGAAACUGGUUCCACUGCUGCUCCCAGUUCAGCAUUCACACUGAGAGCCCCUCAUGGUUUCCAGGUGAACCACAGACUAGAAGCGGUCGACAGGAGGAACCCCAUGCUUAUCCGUGUUGCCACGGUAACAGAUACAGAAGACUUUAGGGUGAAGGUUCAUUAUGACGGCUGGUCGCAGCAGUUUGAUGUCUGGUGUGACAGCGACCUCAGUGAUCUCCAUCCUGUCGGCUGGUGUCAACGCACAGGACACCCACUGGACACGCCCCCAGGUUCUUCCCCCCUCUCCUCUCCCCCUCAGGGUGUGUGUCCAACCCCAGGCUGCAGAGGCAUCGGACACAUUAAAGGGGCAAAAUACAAUGGACACCACAGUGCCUUCGGCUGUCCGUACUCAGACAUUAACAUGCGUAAAGAGGUGGUACUUCCUGAUAGGUUGGGAGGAGAGCGAGUCGUCACUCUGGUUCCUUUCACACAAUUUCACCGUGGCAACCAUCCCGACAGUAUUCAGGUGAAGAUGGAGAACGUUGACCUGCCGCUGCUGCCUCUGGGGAAAAGAAGAAUGACAGACAGAGUGUCUCAGCCAACCAAAUUCCUCCGUGUGAAAAAGGAAGAGAAGCUUCACCCGGGAGCCCUCGGUCCAGCAGAGUCCAGUCUGCAGGCCACCCUCCACCAGUCUGUCUUCCUGUCGGCCAUGUCGGCUCAGCCUGGACGCGACCUGUCUCUCUGCUGGGAGCAACACCGCAAACUUCUGCCAGGGCUGACCGGAGUCCACGCAGAGACCGUCCAACAGUGGAGUGUCCAGCAGGUGUCAGACUUUGUGGAGUCUCUUCCUGGCUGUGAGGAUCAGGCAAAACUGUUCAGAGAUGAGCAAAUUGAUGGGCGAGCCUUCCUCCUCCUCACCCAAAGAGACAUCAUCAGGAUCAUGUCAAUCAAACUUGGUCCCGCCCUCAAAAUCUACAACUCCAUCCUUAUGUUCAAACAUGCUGAGGACAGGAACCAAUCACACACUGAGGACAGGAGCCAAUCACACACUGAGGACAGGAACCAAUCACACACUGAGGACAGGAACCAAUCACACAAUGAGGACAGGAACCAAUCACACACUGAGGACAGGAGCCAAUCACACACUGAGGACAGGAACCAAUCACACACUGAGGACAGGAACCCAUCACACACUGAGGACAGGAACCCAUCACACACUGAGGACAGGAGCCAAUCACACACUGAGGACAGGAACCCAUCACACACUGAGGACAGGAACCAAUCACACACUGAGGACAGGAACCAAUCACACACUGAGGACAGGAACCCAUCACACACUGAGGACAGGAACCAAUCACACACUGAGGACAGGAACCCAUCACACACUGAGGACAGGAACCCAUCACACACUGAGGACAGGAACCAAUCACACACUGAGGACAGGAACCAAUCACACACUGAGGACAGGAACCCAUCACACACUGAGGACAGGAACCAAUCACACACUGAGGACAGGAACCCAUCACACACUGAGGACAGGAACCCAUCACACACUGAGGACAGGAACCAAUCACACACUGAGGACAGGAACCCAUCACACACUGAGGACAGGAACCCAUCACACACUGAGGACAGGAACCAAUCACACACUGAGGACAGGAACCUCAGUGAGGACAGGAACCAAUCAGACACUGAGGACAGGAAACAAUCACACACUGAGGAGAGGAACCAAUCACACAAUGAGGACAGGAACCAAUCACACACUGAGGACAGGAACCUAUCACACACUGAGAACAGGAACCAAUCACACACUGAGGACAGGAACCAAUCACACACUGAGGAGAGGAACCAAUCAAAUAUUCAGGACAGGAACCAAUCACAUGCUGAGGACAAGACCCAUGCUGACGACAGGAACCAAUCACACACUGAGGACAGGAGCCAAUCACACACUGAGGACAGGAACCAAUCACACACUGAGGAGAGGAACCAAUCAAAUAUUCAGGACAGGAACCAAUCACAUGCUGAGGACAGGAACCUAUCACAUGCUGAGGACAAGACCCAAUCACAUGCUGACGACAGGAACCUAUCACACACUGAGGACAGAAUCCAAUUACAUGUUGAGGACAGGGACAGGGACAAAUCAAAUGCUGCAAAUGCAACCCCUGGAAACUGCAAGUCAUGACUUGGCCAAUUAGAAAAAAUCUGAUUGAAGUCCCACAGUCUGUAGGAGGGUCUACAUUACCAGCCAAUCAUGGAAAAGAUUACUUUGUGAUAUCACAGUUUUUUAUCUCAGGUGUUUCUGUGGUCACAUUAUGUCAUGUAGGACGUUCUUCUCAAAGCUACAGACUAGGCCUCGCCUCUUUUUGCGGGCUGGACAAAAACCAGUUUGCAAAGAAUCCUUGGGGCCUAAAGUACACACCUGCUGUGGUGAAAAUCACAAGACAGCUUUGAUUUUAUAUAAGCUAUGGAUGGAACAGAAACCACUAAACAGGACCAGACUCAUUGAGAACAGACAGAAACCUCCAACAGGACCAGACUCAUUGAAACAGACAGUAACCUCCAACAGGACCAGACUCAUUGAGAACAGACAGAAACCUCCAACAGGACUAGACUCUUAGAGAACAGGCAGAAACCUGGAUCAGAACCAGACUCAUGAUGAACAGACAGAAACCUGGAUCAGAACCAGACCCAUGAUG